Molecule: messenger RNA, 341 nt
Organism: Staurois parvus
Lineage: Eukaryota; Metazoa; Chordata; Amphibia; Anura; Ranidae
Source: the annotation of a GenBank genome assembly
CACUGAUAGGCGGCACUGAUAGAUGGCACUGAUAGGUGAUACUGAAAGGCAGCUCAGAUGGGCACUGAUAUGUGGCAUUGAUGUGCACUGGUAGGCACUGAUAUGUGGCAUUGAUGUGGCACUGAUGGGCACUGGCAGGUGGCAUUGAUAAGCACUAACAGGUGGCUUUGAUGGACACUGACAGGUGGCAUUGCUGGGGCUACACUGAUCAUCAGGACACACUGAUCAUCAGUGCCCUGAUGAUCACUGUCAGCGUGACAGCUCGUGAGGAGAGAAAUGCCGAUAACUGGCAUUUCCCUAUUUUACAUGUGAUCAGCUGUGAUUGGACACACAUGAUCACA